AUGGGUGGAGUUUUUAAAAAUAGAUUUUUAAUAUUCUCUGUAUUUUUAUUUAUAUUAUUAUUAAUUAAUAAUUGUUGUUUAUCUAAAGAACAACAAAGUCAAAAUCAAAAUGAAUUAUCAAUAAAUAAUAACAAUAACAUUAAUAAUAAUAAUAAAAAUGAAAAUAAUGAAAAUAAUGAAAAUAUAAUUAUUCCGACCAAAGGGAAUUUGGAGUCAAUAGAUAAUAAUGAUGAAAUGAUUCAAAUAAAAGAAAAUAAUCCAGUUCUUGAUGAUCGAUAUUCACAUUUAAAAAUUUCUAAAAAAGAACAACAAGAACAACAAGAACAACAAGAACAAGAACAAGAACAAGAGCAACAAGAAAAAGAACCGAGUGAACAAGAACAAGAAGAACAGGAAGAACAAAAAGAACAAGAACAAGAACAAGAAGAACAAGAACAAGAAGAACAAGAAAAAAUAAAACAACCACAGAUUUUUAGUUCAGAAAAACCACAAGAUCAUGAAGAAAAAAAAUCAGUUGAGAUGGUUGUUGAUAGAAAUAUUUUAUGUGAUACAAAAUUAACAAAAGAAGAACAUGAUCAAGUUAUUGAAAAGGUAUUAAAAAGUUACUUUGGUGAUUUAGCAACUGAUUCUUUAGAUUAUCAAUCAAUUGCAACCCAAUUUUCAAAUUAUAUUUCAAAUAGUAUUUGUAAAGAUUUUAAACCAACAACUACAGAUAUAGAUAAUGAUGAUGAUAAUAAUAAUAAUAAUAAUAAUAGUAAUAAUGAUGAUGAUAAUAACAUUGAUAUUAAUAAUGAAGAAGAUGAUAAAAAGAAAAAUUUAAAUACUUUACAAACAUCUGCUGCAAAUUCCGCAAAAACUCCUGUAUCACUUGAACCAACACAAAUUGUAGAGAAUAAUCUUGUUGGUGAUACACCUGUAUCAUCAUCACCAUCAUCAUCAUCAUCAUCAUCAUCAUCUCCACCUUCAUCAUCAUCAGAUACAAGUUCACAAGAUAAAACAACAAGUACUUCAACAAUAAAAUCAAAAACAGAAAAUAAAAAAAUUGAAUGGCCUAAAGAAUCAAAUUAUAUUUUAAAUUAUAGUAGUAUUUUAGAAUUAACAGAGAAUAAUUUUGAUAGAGUUAUAAAAGAGAAUCAAUUUGUAUUUGUAUUAUUUUAUGCACCAUGGUGUGGUAGAUCACAAGCAAUGAUGGGUGAAUUUUAUGAAGCACAUAGAAUUUAUCAACAAUCACAAUUUGAACCAAAAGUUUUAUUUGGUAGAGUCAAUUGUCACAAGUAUCCAAGUAUUCGUGAUAAACAAUCUAUUGGUGGUUAUCCAGUUAUGGAAUUAUUUAGAAGGAACAAUGGCGGUAACUUAAUACCAAGAGGUGCAAGUUCACAACCAACAACUAUGAUCUCAUUUCUCAGACGUUCAACAUUACCUUCAAUUGAAGUGAUCACAUCUUUUGAAAAAUUUGAAAACUUUUCAAAUAUUGUACCAUAUGGUUUAAUUGGUAUUUUCCCUGAUCUAAAUACAAAUAAAUCAUUAAUCUUUGAUUCAUUAUGUAGAAAAUUAGCAUAUAAAUUUCCAGUUGCUGUUGUAAUAAAUUCAAAUUUAUCAAAUAUAAUUUUAAAUCAUUUAAAUUUAACAAAUCAAUUUAUUGAAAUUAAUAAAAUUGAAAAACAAGUAGAAAUAGUAGAAGAAAAAGUAGAAGAAGAACAAGAAAAAGUAGAAGAAGAAAAAUUAAAUGAAAUUGAAAAUGAAGGUGUAAUAUUAAUUAAACCACUUGAAAAAUCAUAUAAAGUUUAUGAUAAAGAAUUUAAAAAUAGUGUUUUAUUAAGAUGGUUAUCAGAGAAUUAUUCACCGAUUGUUAAUGAAUUAACACCAGAUUCAAUACAUAGAGUUGUAUCGAAUAAAGUUAAACAACAAUCAUUUUUAUUAUUUUUAAAUCUUACAAAUGUUACACCUACAAUGGCAUUAAAGGAUAGACCAUUCUCAAAGGAAUUAUCAACACUAUUGGAUCAAUCUCCAAAAUGGGCAAACCAAAUCAAUUUAUAUUAUGUUGAUGGUAUAACAUUUAGAGAUUUCGCUGAACGUUUAGGUGUUACAUCGUAUCCACAAAUGGUUAUUAUCGAUUUUCAAUCUGAAGAGUUUUUCACAUCAUUACCAAAUUCUUUUGAAAUUUCAAAUUUUUUAACUCAAUAUUAUAAUAAUGAAUUAAAACCAUUCAAAUAUUCACAAAUAAUUAAUAUUUCAAUGACAGCAACAACAGAAACAGCAACCACUACUAGUACUAGUACGACAGAGGAAAUUUUGAUACCGAGUCAAAAAAUUCAAUCAAAUAAUAUUGUAUAUAAUAAUUUUAAUUCAACAGUUUUGGAAAGUAAAGAUAAGAAUUCAUUAAUUUAUUUUAAUGCACCAUGGUGUGGAUAUUGUAAAACUAUGAAUAUUUAUUAUAGAGAAGCCGCUAAAAUUUUAUCAACUCAAUAUGGUGAUAAACUUCAAAUAUUUACAUACGAUGUUGAAAAGAAUAGCAUACCAACUAUUAUGGCACCAAUAAUAGAUACUUUUCCUUAUAUCUCUUUAUUUAAAUCAAAUGAUAUUUAUAAUCCUAUCUCUUAUAAUUUAACAAGAAAUUUAAAUUCAAUUGUUGAAUUUGUUAAUUUAAAUUUAAAUUUAGAUGAUAAUAAUAAUAAUAAUAAUAAUAAUAAUAAUAAUAAUAAUAAUAAUAAUAAUAAUAAUAAUAAUAAUAAUAAUAAUAAUAAUAAUAAUAAUAAUAAUAAUAAUAAUAAUAAUAAUAAUAAUAAUAAUAAUGAUAAAAUUCAUGAUCAAAAUAUUGAAAAUGAAAAAACAAAUAAUCAAGAUAAAGAACAAACAUCGAAUAAUUUACCACAACAAAUUGUUGAAAAUAGUAAAAAACAACAAGUAAAUGAUAUUAAAAAUGAUGAUAUUAUUUAUGAUUUCCAAAUUCAUUCAUUGGAUGAAACUGAAAAAGAAAUUUCAUAA
Messenger RNA from Dictyostelium discoideum AX4, 2985 nucleotides. RefSeq lists its product as hypothetical. Gene Ontology annotation, biological process: cell redox homeostasis. Bases 1 to 2985 code for a protein of 994 amino acids. The transcript has a single exon. The record is from RefSeq and is a predicted model, not a curated record. Lineage: Eukaryota; Evosea; Eumycetozoa; Dictyosteliales; Dictyosteliaceae.